AUGACAAGCGUUCAUCAUUUGGAUCUUCCACAGAGCUCUUCAGCUCCGAAAAAACGUAAAUACGACAUUUUUGACAAAAGUCCCGAGGUUGUCGAAGAUGACGUCAGGCGGAACUGGUUAGAUAGAACCCAUGGCUGUCUGCGCCUUCUCUUCCUCUUGUCCUUGUUUGUUUUCAUCUUAUUCACGGCUUUUCUAUCUAGAUUCAGUUUUCAUAUAAUUUUGAUAAACCUCAAUCCUCCAACUGUUUUUACAACCUUGAACAAGUUCGGGGGUGACACAACCAACACGACGGCUUCUUUUGUACCAGCGGAUGUUCAUAUAUCAUGGGUCUGGGCAUGUUUCCUGGUUUUGAUAGCGCCAUCUUUACAUUCGUUUGCUUAUUAUUUUUUGCAAUUUUACAAAAAUAUUGGUGUAGUCGAAAAUAAAACAACACGUAAUGACAAAAAAAACAGUACGGAAGACGAUUUUAAAAAUGAUACAACACGUGAUGACAAAAAAACACGUGAUGAAAUAGACACUCGUAGUGAAGAUGAUUCUGAAGAUGAAAAAACAUGUGGUAUCAAAAAGGCCAGUAUUGAAGCUGAUUUUGGUAUCUAUAUUCCGAAUAAAAGAGAAACAAAUGGGAAAAUCGAGGAACAAGUCAUACCACUUAAUUGUUGUAUCCAAGCAGCUUUAAUGAUAGAAUUUGGAGUAGUUCAAGCUAUUGGAGAAACUUUGGCUGUUUUUCUGCUGCUUCCCACAUUUGAUCAGGCGUCUGCUGGAAUAAUUGCUACUAAUAUGACUUUGCUUGUUCCUACUAUAUUAAACGGAUGUGUGAAUCCUUACUUUCGUUGUCGCAAGAAACUUUUUAAAAAUGCUGACAAAAAAGAAUCCGAAAAGAAAAAUGCUACCAAAAAAGGGUUCGAAAAGGAAAAUGCUACCGAAAAAGAGUCUGAAAAGGAAACUACUUCCAAAAAAGAGUCUGAAAAGGAAAAUGCUAACAAAAAAGAAUCUGAAACAGAUGGCAAUCAACGAAUCAAAAUCAAGCUAUUGAAUAAUUUUUUUCGAUUUUCCAUGGGUUUUUUAACUUUUUGUUCGUUUUCUUGUCUUAUUUCUUAUGUUUCCUUGCUAGUAGAUAAAAAUGAUGUCAACUCUCUUGGUGGUAUAAUUGCUCUUACAAUUAUAAAUAUUUUCUUUUCGUCAAUCGGAUUUUGGGAAAAUGUUUCUGGUUUCAAUUUUGAAAGACUUCGAAACCAUAGGAGGAUAAUAAUGAUGGCAUUCUCAGCGUGUAAAAUUGUUACUUAUUUUAUCACUUUUUUGGUAGCUUUUAGUGUUCUGGGUGAACACGACAGCAUUGAAGUUUUGUUUGGAAUAAAAACCAAUGCCACGGUAACUAUGCUAGAGAAAAGCAUUCGUCUGGUCAGUACAGCAAGUUUCCGAGAAAACUGUUUUACAGAGCACCCGUUUUACGUAGCUCUUGUUAGUUUGUUUGCAUCGUACUUCUGUUUCAAGGCUAGCUAUCAAGCUUGUAGAACAUAUCUCCAGUGGCCAAGCUUUUCUAUUCCGCUCAUAAUAAAUUUGGUUUUAGUACCUAUACUCGUUGGACUUUACUUGAAACCAAAUGCUUUCUACACGACGAUUGAGAAAUGUAGUAUAAUUUCUGAAGACUGGGAUUUCAAUGUUGACAGAGAAGACACAACCAGUAAAUGGAUGAUUGGGAUGUGUGGUGCCCUCACCUUCGUUAGUAUUCUUAUGCUGACGACCUACGUUUGGCGAAACGGGAUGAGGAUUAAAAAAUUAGAAAAGAUAUUUGCUAUGCCUUUUUACGCUGGUUAUGCUAUUGACAUAACGUUACUUUGGUCAAGAAGACGGAUAAGGAAAAGCAGACGUGUACAUGCUCAGGUCAACAAUGUAGAUGAAGAGUCCAUUCCAACAAUAUACCUCUGUGCAACUAUGUGGCAUGAAACAGAGCUUGAAAUGAAAACACUUUUGAGAUCUAUUUUCAGAUUAAAUAGGCAUCAGUUUAUGAUGGCAGUGAAGCAACACUACUUAGCAGAGAAUGGAAUUCGGGAGAAGCCAAAUGAUGAAUUUUAUCAGUUUGAAGCCCACAUUUUUUUUGAUGACGCAUUCAAGGAAAGUAAAGAAAAAAUAAAACCAAAGGGUCGCGUGAAUAACACAGAAAGAAGGGGAUUAAACCCUGGAGAAGAAACCAACGAAUAUGUCACACAAUUCAUAAAAUGUAUCGAAGAUACUGCAACGUCUUUUUAUCGGAUAAAUGAAUUUUCCACCUCAAAGAAAUAUAGGACACCAUAUGGAGGAAGACUGGAAUGGGAUUUACUUGUUCCAGAUUUAGAUGAGCUUAAAAAGCUUCUUAAAUCGAAAAAGGAUAAAUCAUCUUCAAAAGAUAAACAAAGAUACCAUUUUCUCGGCUGCAUUUGUGGAGGUAAAUCCGAAGAGAAAAACACAAAAUCCAACAAUGAUGAUGGUAUCUCUAAAGCAAAAAACAAUGAACCCAGUGUUGAAGGUAGUUCUGAAAACAAAAACAUCGAAUCCAAUAUUGGAGGUAGUUCUUCUAAAAAGAAAAGCAAAAAAUCUAAGGGUAAAUCGCCUAAGAAAAAGAAGAAUCGAUCUAACUCGGGAUGUAUAAUUGAAGACAAUAAAAUCAAUGAAUCCAGUACUGUAGGUAGUUCUGACGAACAAAGAAAGGAAUCCAGUUCUAAAGCAGGUAGUUCUGGUGAAAAUUCAUCUGAGACUUCAACAAAAAACCUACCAAAUACGUGGACAGUCCCAUGUAAACUAAUCCUCCACCUUAAAGACAAAGCUCUUAUCCGCAAAAAGAAGAGAUGGAGUCAGGUGAUGUACAUGUAUUUUCUUUUGAGCUACAAUUCGAUAGCUAAAAAAAUUGGAUUAAAGGGGACAUUUACCGAAAAUUCAGAAAAACCAACAACAAGUACAUCCGAGGCUACUCAAUCAGAAAAAAUGAAAGAAGGGGAAAAGCAUAAUUUGGAGGAGGAACGAAAGAAGUUUGCUGACGUUAUAGCCCCAAAUACAUUUAUCCUUGCUUUAGACGGUGACGUUGAUUUUAAACCCGCUGCUGUCCUAAGAUUGCUGGAACGGAUGCAGAAAAACAGUGAUGUGGGAGCAGCUUGUGGUCGAAUAAUACCAAUGGGUGGAGGCCCUGUUGUGUGGUAUCAAAAGUUUGAGUAUGCAGCUAGUCAUUGGUUACAAAAAUCCACUGAACAUGUUUAUGGCUGUGUCCUUUGUUCUCCUGGCUGUUUCAGUCUCUUUCGGGCUUCUGCUCUAAUGAGCACUGAUAUCAUAAAGAUUUACACAAGUAUCCCGUCAACUGCUUUUGAGUAUGUCCAGUACGAUCAAGGAGAAGACAGGUGGUUGAGUACUCUACUAUUAAAACAAGGUUACAAACUGGAAUACACAGCAGCCUCUGACGCCAAUACCUAUGUUCCCGAAGGGUUUUUCGAGUUUUUCAACCAAAGAAGAAGAUGGUCCCCUUCUACUUUAGCUAAUAUCUUUGAUAUUAUCUCGAGUAUUUCAUCUGUAACAACCGAAAAUGCUUAUGUCAGUAAGCUAUAUCUGGUGUACCAUAUGUUUCUUUUCGCUUCAUCCAUAAUUACCCCAGGAACAAUUUUCCUUAUGAUCCUUGGGGCUACUGUUUUGGCAUUUCCAGUUAUUCCACUCUGGGUAGCCUUCGUCAUCAACAUCACACUUAUUGGAAUCUUUAUGUUAUCAUGUGUGUUCGCAGAAGAGAAAACACAGCUCACCAUAGCGUCUGUAAUUUCUGCAAUUUACGCUCUGAUGAUGGUGGUUGUGCUGUUCGGUCUCAUCAUUGAUGCAAUCAACAGUGGCUUUUGUUCAGUUACAAGCUAUUUUUUCUGUUACGUGGCAGGGACGUUUCUUUUGGCGGCGAUUAUGCAUCCAAUGGAAUUUCACAACAUUUUUUAUGGAAUCGUUUAUUUUCUGGCGGUUCCUACCACGUCAAUGUUACUGUUGAUUUAUGCUUUGGGUAAUCUACACGUGACGUCUUGGGGGACACGUGAGUCCAAUAAACAAGGGAAGAAGCGUAAGCAAAAACAAGAUAAUCAAGAGGAAACCUCGUGUUCCUGCUUUGGAAUAUGUAGGUGUAAUUGUCUGCCCGCGGCAAUGGCGAAGAUUGCGAAAAUUAAAGAUAAAAAAAAGAAACAAGAAAAAGAGAAGAAAGAAAAGAACAAAGGGAAGAACCUCCCUCCUGUCGUAAAUACAAGGACACAACUGUUAGACGAUGCUCUUGAAGUUGUAGACGAUGAAAAGGAGUUCUGGGACGAAAUCAUAGAUAAAUACUUGAAUCCCAAAAUGAAAGAGGAUUCUAAGAAACAAGAGAAACUAUUGAAUCUACGGAAUUCGGUCUAUGCUGGAUUUAUAAUGAUAAAUAUAAUCUACAUAACUAUUGUCUUUGUUAUAACACAAGCAAAUGAACUCAAUAAUGACGUAUUUACCGUACGUCUACCUUGUCCGAAUAGAACUGGUCACUUCGACGUAGAUCCUAUUUCUAUUGUUUUCUGCAUAUCGUUUGGACUUGUUCUGUUUUUCCAGCUGAUUGGGAUGAUUAUUCACAGAUUCUCCACCUUUACACAUAUUGUUGCUGUGUCCAAAAUAACAGGGAAAUCAUUUAUAGACAAACAGAAGAAGGAAAGAAAGAAAGCAUAUGAUUCGGCGAUUAGACGAAUGUUUAAUGAUUCUAGUAGUAACAUCAUGGUGAAAAGCAUGGCUGAUCGAGGAAAAUCUGAAAUGAAUACAACUAUUAAAAAUUUCAGAAAAACAACAGAUGGCACCUUAACUGCACAAUAACUUUAAACUUUCAUUAGAUAUUGCAGAGUAGUUGAUGAAUGUCAGAGAGUGGCGUAAAGUGUAACUUUCAUUAACGUAUAACGACUCUCUCUCUCUCUCUCUCUCUCUCUCUCUUUGACGGUGCGAACGUGUGUGUGUAUUUGUAUUUUAGUUCAAAAAUGAUUGGUUAUUCUAAUUAAAAUGUUCUAUUUGA
Molecule: messenger RNA, 5014 nt
Organism: Saccostrea cuccullata (small rock oyster)
Lineage: Eukaryota; Metazoa; Mollusca; Bivalvia; Ostreida; Ostreidae
Product: chitin synthase chs-2-like
Exons: 17
Coding region: 1-4821 (1606 amino acids)
Cellular component (GO): cell septum; cell periphery
Molecular function (GO): chitin synthase activity
Source: RefSeq, a predicted model, not a curated record